CACAGGCCCGGCCAGCACGUUUGGAGAGGCUCCUGAGGGAGAACGCAGUGGGCAUCCCAGCAGCCUCUUGCAGCCGGAGCCACAUGAGCUGGAUGAUGACGCGUGGGAGACCUCCCUGGACAUGCCUGAGGGUCUGCAGCUUACAGGAACCCCGGGCUGCACAGGGGAGCAGCUUGCGGGACUCUCGGAUGAGCCUGACCAAGGCCUGGCCCGUGUGUGUCUCCGCUGUGCACAGGACACAGCCCUAGAGGUGGAGGCUGAGUUGACGGCCCGAGUCCUGGCUCUGGAGACCGAGCACAAGGUACAGCUCAUGCUCCUGAAGACAGAGCUCAAAGAAGAGAUGAACUUCCUGAAAAUAGAAAACAGAAACUUGCAAGAGAAGCUGCAGCACGAAGUCGGCCUGAGAGAGAAUUUGGAGAAGGUAAAGCACAGUUUGAUAGAAGAUCACCUGGAAGAGCUGAAGAAAGCUAAGGAGAAACAUCAGGCCCUGAAGCAUGAACUUCAGGAAAAGGAAGCAGAGUGGACAGUGAUGAGUGAGGACCAGAAGAGAAAAGCUGAAGAGAAACUGACGCUCCUGCUCCUGGAGCUGAGGGAACGGGCAGAAUCUGAAAAACAGUCCAUUGUUGAGAAGUUUGAGCAUCGAGAAGCAGAAAUGCGGCAGCUUCAGGAGCAGCAGGCCACCCAGAUCCUGGAGCUGGAGGGGUCGCUGGUGGAACAGCAAGGCCGCCUGCGGCAGCUGGAGCUCGGGCUUAUUGGGGACGAGGCCAUGCGGUGCAGUCAGUGUGGCCGGGAGUCGGGCACUGGGCCAGCAGCUGUGGAUGGGGGCUGGGAGCUGGCCAUGCUGCGCCUGAAGGAGGACUGUGCGCUCCAGCUGAGGCAGGCCCAGAAUCGGUUUUUAGAGGAGCGUAAGGAGAUCACAGAGAAGUUCUCCGUGGAGCAAGAUGCCUCGCUACGGGCGGCCCAGGAGCAGCACGCUGGAGAGCUGCAGCUGCUGCAGCAGAGGCACCAGCAGCAGGUCCUGGCUCUGACUGCAGAGCUCGAAGUGAAGCACCAGGCCCGGCUGGCGGAGCUGAAGGCUUCGUUGGAGAGCGAGCACCAGGCCCAGUUUGAUGCCCGUGUGGCCGAGCUGCAGACCAAGCAUGCUACCCAGAUCAGUGCUUUGGAGGCCAAGCAUUCAUCAAACUUGGAUGCUCUGGAGGCCUGCUGCCUGUCUGAGAUUCAGGGCAUUCGGGAUGAGCACCGGCACACCCUGGAGCUGCUGCGUGCUGACUUUGAGGACCAGCUGCGGAAAAAGGACUCUUCUCACCAAGUGAGCUUGGCGCAGGAGCUGGAGAAACUGCAGCGGAAAAACGAUGAGGAGCGGCGUUUGGCCCAGGACAGCCCGAGAGUGGAGACACACAGCUCCAGCCCUGGAGGGGGUCUCACCUCCCCAGCCUCCAAGCUCCAACCUGCACAGCAGGAGGAAGAGCUUCAGCGACUUAAUGGUGAACAGACACGGUCUCUGUCUCAAAACGGAGAGAUACAUCCCUUGCCGCGGCCUCAGGAGGAUCCCCAGAUUCAGCAGUUGAAAGACCAGAUUUUAUCCUUAAAUCAUGAACUGGAAGUGCGUGAUUCAGAGCUGGAGAAGCUGCAGCAAAGGCGUGAGAGGGAAAACCAGGAAGGCACAAACCUCAUCUCCAUGCUGAAAUCUGAUAUCGACCAGUCUCAUGGAGAAAGGAGGGUGCUGCGCGAUACCCUGAGGAGGCUGUUGGGUCUGUUUGGAGAGACACUGAGAGCUGCCACUGCCCUGAGGAGCCGCAUCAGUGACCGUGUGGGGCUGUGCCUGGACAACGAGGGCCUGCCCGACGCGCAGGUUGGGGAUGCGGUCCCCCAGGCAGUGCCGGCUCUUGACGACACCUGGCUAGGCUCUGAGUUGGCUGAGCUGGAACUGGACACAACGCUGCGCGGAAGCAUGGAGGUGUCCUCACUGGCUGAGCUCAGCAGUCAUGUCUGUGAAAGUUUCUUCCUGAGCCCUGACCGCACCCUGGACUGGGAGCAGCCUGUGAAGAAGGUGUUCCAGAGCCUGGACCUGGCAGUGGACAGCCUGCUGGGAAUGGCCCUGGACUCCAGCAAGCAGCUGGAAGAAGCACGACAACUUCAUUCUCGCUUUGAGAAGGAAUUUAGCUGCAAGAAUGAGGAGAUGGCCCAGGUGGUCCAGAAGCACCAGGAGCUGCUGCAGCGUCUGGAUGAGGAAAGCGCCACCAAGUCACGGCUGGUGCUGGAGCUGCACAAGGCAGAGGGCCUCAUCGCGGGCUUCAGGGAGGAGCAGGCCAGCCUGCAGGAGGCCCUGAGUCGCAGGGACGCAUCGGAGCAGGACCUCGUCGUGGAGCUGGAGAGCUUGCGGGAGCGGCUGCAGCAGGCAGCUCGGCAGGUGUCGGUGCUACAGGAUGAGAACUCGGCACUACAGAGGCAGAAGGAGGUGGUGGCGGCAGAGGCUCAGGACAGAGAAGCCGGCCUUCCUGUUACUGUAGCACACAAGGAUUCAGCCCUGCGCACGGAAGUGGCGUCUCUCGCCCAGGAGCAUCUGGAGACGAAGAAGCAGUGUGAGAAGGACCGUUCUGCCCUGCUGUCACAGAUGAAGGUUCUGGAGUCGGAGCUGGAAGAGCAGCUGUCACGGCAGCAAGCCUGUGCCCAGCAGGCUGAGGAGCUCACAGCCCUGCGGCAGCAGAUGGAGUCUCUGGACAAGCACCUGCGCAGCCAACGGCAGUUCAUGGAUGAGCAAGCCGUGGAGCGGGAGCAUGAGCGCGAGGACUUCCAGCAGGAGAUCCGGCGGCUGGAGGAGCAACUCCGUCAGGCGGCCAGACUGCAACCCCAAGGCCCCCGAGAUAGCGAUCAGGCACAGCUGGGCCAAGAGGUUGAAUUAUUACAAGAAAAGUUGAGAGAACAGUCUGAUGGGCUGAAUGAACUGGCCAUGAAGAAGGACUUGGUGGAUAAGCGAGUGGCAACUCAGGAGCAGGAGAUCCAGAGGCUGGAGGAGGCCAAUGCCCACAGCAGCAGACUGGUGGCACAGCUGCAGGGGGAGCUGGAGCAGCAUAGGAGAAUCGUGCAGGGCCUACAGCAGGACCGAGAGGCGCUGCAGGAGCAACAGAUGAGCCACUUGCUUCUGGUGUCCUCUUUGCAGUCCAGGCUGGACGAGGCCAAGUGCCCCAUGCUCGUGCCAGGGGGCCGUCUUGAGUGCCCGCAAGGCCAGCUUGAGGCAGCACAGGAGGUACUCCAGCAGCGGGAGAACGAGGUUUUGGACUUAAAAGAGCAACUGGAAAAGAUCAGAGCUGAUAUGGUCAGUAAAGACGAAGAGAUGCUGCAACUGAACCUAAAGCAGAGCCAUGCGGCCACCUGCGUCCAGGAGUUGCAGGAGGAGAAUGCCCGCUUGAUGGCCGCAUAUGACAGGAGUUCUGAAAUUGAGGAACUGAAGUCCAUAAUUGAGAAUCUGCAUGAGAACCAGGAGAGAUUGCAGAAGGAUAAAGUGGAAGAGAUCGAACAACUCCAUGAAGUCAUCGAGAAGCUUCAGAGAGAGCUGUCCCUGGCGGGCCCUACGGGACACGAGGUCAGCAAAGGCCAGGCUGGGAGCCUCCAGAGCGAGCUAGAUGGGGCUGUGGCACAUGGAGCGUUGGCCAGUGAGCUCCAGGAUGCUCUGGCAGCCAAAGAGGCGUUGAGCCAGCUGCUGGCCGAGCAGGAGCAUGGGCACAGCCAGGCCCUGGAGACCCUGCGGCAGCGCCUGCAUGAUGCUGAAACGGCAGCUGCCACAAGGCUGGCUGAGCUGGAGCGCAGCACAGCCCUCAGGGAGACUGAAGCCCAGGGCCUGGCCUCCCGGAUCCGUGAGUGUGAAGCCAGAAUCGCAGACAGAGAGCUGGAAAUUGCCUGCCUGAGCAGACGCAGGUGGGCACACUCCACCCAGCUGGAGGCCAUCCUAGCGGCCUUUGCUCACUUCCGAGGGGCACUGGAGAGACAGUUGCUGGCGACUACCGAUGAGACGCCAGAGCUGCAGAGACUGCGAACACAGUGCGUCCGUCUCAGCCGUCAGCUGCAGCUGCUGAACCAGCGCUUCCUGCGGUGUCAGAAGGAGCUGGGUCGGCAGCAGCAGCCUCGGGGACCCUGCCACCUUCGUGGGGAGGGCCACUCCCUGGCACAGAGUCCCUGGUCCGAGGAGACCUCAGCAGAUCAAGACUUAGAGCAGGAUGUGGGCAGCAGGGUGCAGAGCUUGGCCUCCCUCGGCUGUGGCCGUGAUCCCCAGAGUCCAGUGGCGGCAGAGCUGCACCCGGACAAAGCCCUGGUGGUUUUCACUGAUGCUGGAACCCUCAAGCGUGACGACAUGUCGGUGCUCAGUGCCCGCCAGCAGCAACUGUGCCCUGAGCUGCUCUUGGUGAAGGCUGAGGGCCACCUCGGCAGCGAAUCAGUGCCUGUGCAGGACGAGGAGGAGUCCCUGGGAAAGUAUCAGCCGGGAAAAGUCGACCUCAUAACCCAAGUGAAGCAGCUGCAAGAGAAACUGAACCAUUUGGUACACUGCAUGAACUCCCAGAGCCAGAACGCAGAGGCAGGCGGCAGCACCAGUGACGGAGAAGAGGCCGAUGGACUGUGUCCUCCGACAGCAUCUCCUGCUGAUGAAGCCACGCGGGAUCUGGUCACCUGGCUUGGGGCUCAGGGCCCUAUGGGAGGAGUUAGGCAGUGGAGGAUCCCUGAUGGGGACCGCCCAGGGUCCCCCCAGGCCAGCUCAUGCUGCAGCCCCAGUGAACUCAGCCAUGCACAUGUUGGGGCUGAGUGCUUGAAGAACGCACUCAGGGCUUUGGACCUGUCUUCCUGGAGUUCUCCUGAGCUGCUCAGGAAAGACUCAUCCCUCGAGCCCCAGCCUGGCCUGCCCCUCACCCCAUGCAUGGAUGUCCUGAGCCAGUACAGCCUGGAUGUGUCACUGCAGGGCGGACUGAGUGACUUAGUGUCCCAGGCUAGCCGCCCGGGGCUGCUCGGUCCUCCGGAGGUCUCUGCACCAAAGAAGUCUCCACCAGUAGUGGACAGAAUAUCCUCAGCAGACCAGCACUUGCAGCGGACAUCUGUGGAGAAAGAUGUUGAAGAUUUUAUCAUAACAUCUCUUGAUACUCAAGAAAAAUCAAGCUCACCUCCCCCUGAGUUGGAAGGGAAGAGUGAUGGGAAUGGAAAGGGUGAUAGCUCAGGGCUUGGAGAGACACUGACCCAAGAUAUCCAGAGCCUCGCAGCUGCUUCUCCUGCUGUGCCUUCCCCCACUUCCAGAAAGUCGCGCCAUUGUUCAGCCGCCAUGAAGGAGAAGGACCUGCACCCACAGCAAGUGAAGGCUCUGCUUCAGAUGGUGUGUGAUGAGAGCCACCAGAUACUGGCCUUGUCCGAGUUCCAGGUCCCCCCAAGUGCCCUGAGCAAGGGGGAGCCCAGUGUCUCGCUCGAGCAUUUCCUGUGGGAAGGCCAUGGUGUUGUGGAUCCGACAUCGGUUCUAAAGGGGCUUCCAACCCCAGCAACCCAAAAGCGUGAGCAGGGUCAGAAGGAGUCUCUGGAACCCCCGCAGCCGUCAGAGAGGACCCGCCUGCUGUCGGAGAUCCAGGCUCUGCGUGCUCAGCUGCGUCUGACACACUUGCAGAACCAGGAGAAGCUGCAGCAGCUAUGCACAGCGCUAACUAGCACCGAGGCCCGAGGGAGCCGGCGAGAGCACCAGCUGCGCAGACAAGUUGAGUUAUUGGCAUAUAAGGUUGAGCAAGAAAAAUGCACAGCAAGUGAGCUACAAAAAACGCUGAAUGAAGAGCAAGAGAAAGCAAGUAACAGUCAGAAGCUUCUGGUGGUGGCACAGAACACUGCGAAGGAUCUGAAAUCUGAGCUCUGCGAGUGUACACAGGAGAAUGAAAGACUGCUACAGUCCCUCAAUGACGUGCAGAAGGAGGUUCUCCAGCUGAGAUCUGUACUGCAUGGGAAAGAGAAGGAGCUGCGUGCGGCGCUUCUGGAGCUGGAGAGCCAGCGCAAGCGGGAGUGCACCCUGCAGAGCCAGCUUGAGGAGGAGCGCCAGCGCCACCUGCACACAGAGGGCCAGAGCACUAAAAGCGUGGAGGAAUUAAAGGCGUCUCUGGACAAGCAGUUUGCUCGCAGUAACCGCCUGUGUGUUGCACUGAAGCAUGAACAGAUGACCAAGGACAAUCUCCAGAAGGAGUUGCGGAUUGAAUCGUCUCGCUGUGAGGCACUGCUGACGCAGGAGCGGGGCCGCCUAUCUGAGCUACAGCAGAGCCUGGAGGCUGAGCGCAACCGCACACAGGAGCUGACCGAGGCCUUGCAUCAUGAGCGUGUCCUGACAGAGCAGUUAAGCCGCAGAGCCCAGGAGGUCUGUGCCCUCCAGGAGACGCAGGCACAGCAGGUACUGCUGCGGAAGUUGGAGGAGGAGCAGGCCCGGGUGCGGGAGCUGCAGACCACACUGCAGAAGGCACAGCAGCAGGCCAUGCGCACACAGCAGCGGCUGGAGGCUGAGGCACAGAGGCGCUACACAGAGCUGCAGAAAGAGAAGGAGCGAGAAUUGGAGCUGCAGUGUCAGCGCAGUGAGCACAAGAUGAAACAGCUGCAGCGGAUGCUGGGAGAGCUGCAAGCGGAGGGUGCCGCACGGCCCAGCGCACAGUCGGAGCAGCUGCAUGCACAGCAGCAGGGACUGGAGAAGAUCCGGCAGCAGCUACUGUGUGCUGCGGGGCUGCUGACCAGUUUCAUCAACCAGACCUUGGACAGGACAAUUCAUGACUGGACGUCCUCCAACGAGAAGGCAGUGGCUUCUUUGCUGCGUACCUUGCAGGAGCUCAAGUCAGAGUUGACUGUACCCAGCUCCUCCCCGAAGAAAAUGGCAGCAGGGCUCCAUGUCCAGCUGGUGGAUGUUUUGCUGAAUGACAACGAGUCUCUCCGCAAGGCACUUGGCACAGUGGCUGAGGAGAAAGCGGAGCUGUGCCGGGCGGUGUCCAAGCUGGAGAAGACCCUGAAACACCACUUGCUAAAAGGCUGUGCACUGAGCAGGUCGGACAAAUCUAUGCGGAAGCUUGACAAGACGGCUCUGCAGAUCUCUUCCCAGCAUCCAGAGCCAGGAGUGAGGGCCCCGGCCCUCAGUGAGGAUGCUGACUCUGGCAGCUUCAAAAUGGAAAAAUUGUACCUGCAUUACUUGAGAGCAGAGAGCUUUAGGAAAGCCCUGAUCUAUCAAAAGAAGUAUCUGUUACUGCUGAUUGGUGGAUUCCAAGAUUCUGAGCAGGAAACACUGUCCAUGAUUGCUCACCUGGGAGUAUUUCCUUCUAAAACAGACAGGAGAGUGACGUCUCGUCCUUUCACAAAGUUCCGGACCGCCGUGAGGGUGGUGAUUGCCAUCUUAAGAUUGCGUUUCCUGGUUAAGAAAUGGCAAGAAGUGGGUCGGAGAGGAGCCUUGGUCCCCGGUAGAGCCUCCCGCCCAGAAUUCUUAAAACCACGGCAUCAGGAGUCUCCUCCCGAGAGCAGUGAGUCCCUACCAACCCGGGAUGUGUCUUCGAGUCAUAGCAGGGAUCCUGUGCCUAGAGCUUCCCUACGGAGAAGAGAAAGGUUCGCUCUAUCCCCAAAUUCCAGAUCAGAAAUAUCCCUGACUGUGUCUCAAGAUCCAGAACAUUCUUUGACAGAAUAUAUUCACCAUUUGGAAAUGAUCCAGCAAAGACUUGGGGGAGUACCACCAGAUUCCACUUCAAAGAGGUCCUUCCGCCAGAAAAUUAAACAAUGAAUAAAAAAAUCCUGUGGCUCUUACCUCUGAUAGUGCCAUUUAAGGAAGAGGAAGAGAUUUGUUUUCCUUUUCCUGAGGAAAACUGACAGUGCGACCUAACGUCCGGAGCAGUGCCUUCUCCUCACUCAGUGCCCGAGAUACCAGCCCUGGGGAUUAUAGAUUGGGUGGUCUCACCUUUCUAUGGGGCUACAAAGCCUAAUGGAGUUCUCCCCGGACCCUCUGUGUUGUUGUCACUCAACACAGAUGUGUUGUCACUCCUCCCUUCAGGAGCUACUUCUGUGCAUGUGGGCAGAGCCACCUGUCUUCUUCCAAAGAAGGGGGAGCAGACAUAGCUCCCUAUUGACUUGUUUCUUAAAGGGUACAGAUGUAAACUGGGUUUUAAAAUGCAAACAUUAAAAAAAUAAAUAAAAUGCAAACAUAAAGAAUAAAA
Sorex fumeus (smoky shrew) is the source of this 8186-nucleotide messenger RNA. It is a transcript of the gene PCNT, whose product is annotated as pericentrin. Bases 122 to 7756 code for a protein of 2544 amino acids. Lineage: Eukaryota; Metazoa; Chordata; Mammalia; Eulipotyphla; Soricidae. The record is from RefSeq and is a predicted model, not a curated record. Gene Ontology annotation, biological process: signal transduction. Gene Ontology annotation, molecular function: molecular adaptor activity. The transcript has 38 exons.